AUGCUCGCCAACAGGCUGACAUCUGAUAAUACUCCUAAGCCAUGGAAGAUCACUGCUAAUAACCGUACAGGAAAGUUUUACUCAUCAAACUACCAGUAUGUCCUAGCCUUUGUUUUUGCCAUUGAAGAGAUCAACAGGAACCCCUACCUUUUACCCAACAUAUCCCUAGGAUUUGAUCUCUACAAUGCAUUGCACAGUGAGAAACGGACUUUGGAAAGUUGCCUGAUGUGGUUGUCUGGACUAGGCAAGGUGAUCCCUAACUAUUCCUGUGUGAGAGAGGGCAAGUCUGUGGCAGUUACUGUAGGAACCACGUGGGCGAUUUCAGCUCAGAUGGGAACAUUACUGGAACUCUACAAAUAUCCACAGCUCACUUAUGGCUCUUUUGAUCCCAUCCUGAGUGACAGGAGCCAGUUUCCAUCUAUCUAUCAGAUGGCCCCCAGAAACACAGCCCUGGCCCUUGGCAUGGUCCGGCUAAUGCUACAUUUUGGGUGGACCUGGGUUGGACUGGCUAUUUCAGAAGACAUGAAGGGUAUUCAGUUUCUCUGGGACUUAACAGGAGAGAUGGACAAGAAUGGCAUCUGUGUGGCCUUUGUGGAAAUGAUUCCUAUCACUGAGAGGGCCUAUUUCUCAUUGGCCUGGCAAUACCACUACAGAAUACGAGAUUCCUCAGCAAAUGUGGUGGUCAUUUAUGGUGACUCGGACUCACUUCUAGGACUAAGUUUUUCAACGUGGAACAUUCUGAUGACAGGGAAAGUCUGGAUCACUACGUCACAGUGGGAUUUUGUCUUUUCUGACAGUUAUUCCCUGUUGGACUCAUUCCAUGGGACUCUGACUUUUUCACAAUCCCAUAAGGAGAUCCCAGGUUUCAAGCAGUUUCUUCAGGGGGUUAACCCUGCUAAAUACCCACAAGACUUUUAUCUUGCUAAAUUGUGGUUCCUGCAUUUCCAUUGCUUGCUUUCUGAGACUGACUGUGGAAAAUUGGAGAGCUGUCCCCCAAAUGUCUCUUUGGAGUCUCUCCCUUUGCAUACCUUUCAUAUGACCACAUCUGAUGGGAGCUACUAUGUAUACAAUGCUGUGCAUGCUGUGGCCCAAACCCUUCAUGAACUUCUUUUUCAUCUGUCAGAAAUGCAAUCACCUGGACAUGGAGAGAAGCCAGUGGUUCACCCUUGGCAGCUCCACUCCAUUCUGAAGAGAGUGCAGUUUAACAACAGUGCUGGCGACCAGAUAAUUUUAGACCAACAAGCAACCCCUGUGGAAGAAUACGAUAUCCUCAACUUCUGGAAUUUUCCUGAUGGACUUGGGCUUCAAGUGAGAGUAGGACAUUUUGUCCCACUGGCUCCACGUGAUCAAGAUUUUUCCAUACAUGAAGAGUUGAUAGAUUGGGCUUUUGAGUUUAAAGAGACUCCUCGCUCUUUGUGCAGCAAGAACUGUGGCCCUGGAUUCAGGCAAAGUCCUCAGGAGGGAAAGGCUGCCUGCUGUUUUGAAUGCACGCCCUGCCCAGAGAGGGAGAUUUCCAAUGACACAGAUAUGAAGCAAUGCAUCAAGUGUCUAGAUGACCAAUACCCAAACAGCAAAAGAGAUCACUGCCUGCCAAAGGUUGUAACUUUCUUGGCAUAUGAAGAUCCUGUGGGGAUGGUGCUUGCCUGUGCAGCUCUUUCCCUGUCUAUCCUCACAGCUGUGGUUCUUGGAGUCUUUGUGAAGCACAGAGACACUCCCAUAGUCAAGGCUAACAACCGAACUCUUAGCUACAUUCUGCUCCUGUCCCUCAUCUUGUGCUUCCUCUGCCCCCUGUUCUUCAUUGGCCAACCCAACACUGCCACCUGCAUCCUCCAACAAAUGACAUUUGGAGUGUUAUUUACUGUGGCUGUUUCUACUGUUCUGGCUAAAACCAUCACGGUGGUACUGGCUUUCAAGUCCACAAUGCCAGGGAUGAAGAUGAGGCAAUGGUUGCUAUCAGGGGCACCCAAUUCUAUCAUUCCCCUCUGCUCACUCGUUCAAGUGACUUUCGGUGUUGUCUGGAUGGUAAUCGCUCCCCCUUUCAUUGACACCGACGCACAUUCUGAGCCUACUCUCCUUAUCAUGGUUUGCAACAAGGGCUCUGUGAUUAUGUUCUACAUUUUCUUGGGCUACUUGGGCUCCUUGGCUAUGGGGAGCUUCACUUUGGCCUUCCUGGCCAGGAGCCUGCCAGACACGUUCAAUGAAGCCAAGUUCUUGACCUUCAGUAUGCUGGUGUUCUGUAGCGUUUGGAUUGCAUUCCUCCCUGUGUAUAACAGCACCAAAGGGAAGUUCAUGGUGGCUGUGGAGGUCUUUUCCAUCUUGGCUUCCAGUGCUGGGUUACUUGUAUGCAUUUUUGCCCCCAAGUGCUAUUUUAUUCUUCUCAAGUCAGAGAGGAAUAUCCUGCCAGGAUCAAGAAGUAAAGCAAAGUCUCGAUAAAAAGAAGCAGUAUAACCAUUUCAUGAAACAUUCUGAGAUUCCAAGAGAUGCUGCUCUUAAACUAGGGAAAAUAGCAGAAGCAAAGUGCAAGAAAUGAAUUCCCAGGGACAGUUGGAGAUGCUUGCAGUGGAAAUUCUAUGGAGGAAGAUGGAUGCCGUUGAGCGGUGUGGAAGGUGCAGACACACAGCGACAAUCAGAGACACCACCCACAACCCCUGCAGCCAGGAGCUUGAAGAGAUGCCAGCAUUGUAGAGCAAGGGGAGGGCAGACUGUGGCAGCCCUUGCCAAUGGUGAUACUGCCCAAGGGAGGGCCCUGUGUCCCACACUGUCUUUCAGUCCAGCCUGGAUCACUAGUGCGGGCAGAGUACCUGCCCAAUCCACGGAAAGAAAAGCAAAUUUCUUUUCCCCAUACUCCUAUAAGGACACCCAGCAACUGGCAGGAAGAGGGUGCCAUUUUGACACCAAUGGAUGCUGUGGCAGCUCAAGUGCAUGCCUCUGACCAGGGGAAUUGACCAGAGGGAAAAAGCUGUGUUCUCCACUGACUCUGCAUCUGGCUGGGAGGGUUGACAGGGAGCUGGGCACCAAUGUAGGACUGUGCGUGGUCCCCAUCCUCUCAGCAUAUCACAGGCUCCAAGGCUCAAACU
Molecule: messenger RNA, 3077 nt
Organism: Oryctolagus cuniculus (rabbit)
Lineage: Eukaryota; Metazoa; Chordata; Mammalia; Lagomorpha; Leporidae
Source: RefSeq, a predicted model, not a curated record